Messenger RNA from Triticum aestivum (bread wheat), 1134 nucleotides. RefSeq lists its product as uncharacterized. The record is from RefSeq and is a predicted model, not a curated record. The coding region runs from base 370 to 1134 and encodes 254 amino acids. The transcript is spliced from 4 exons. NCBI's taxonomy places the organism in Eukaryota, Viridiplantae, Streptophyta, Magnoliopsida, Poales, Poaceae.
CGCCGGAAACAGGACCGCUCGCCUGCUCGGUCCGGUCCGGUACGGACCGCCGGCGGCUGGUCCAAACGAAGGCUCGGUCAGGGACCGGACCGGACCGGACGGUCCGGACCGUGUCCACCUUGACCACACCGCCGCCCCUCAGCCAACCCCGACCAUGUCCUCUGCGCCUACCGUCUAGACAAGCGGCUAGGGUUUCACGCCGCAGCCGUCGCCGUCGCCACGCACCUCCCGCCGCUGUCGGCUCCACCCCCCUGACUACGUCCUCUGCCUCCUACCGUCGCCUCCGGACACGUCUCCUUCGCCAGCAGAUCGACGCCGCCGCCCAGCUCGACCUCCUCCCUCGUCCCGCGGCCGUAUAGUUUGAUCGAGAUGCUGCACGAGAAGCACGUCCAGAUCGGCCAACUGUCCGAUGAUGGAGAUGGAACAAACAAGGCGUGGACAGGGGAGAAGAGGCACCGCAAGGACCUGCCCGCAUCAUCUUCCCAUGCUCCUGCCACUGCCCAGCACCAUGGAGACGUGGAGGACACCAUCCAAGGGGGUCAAGAUCUGAUUCCUCAUGCGACAGACAUGGAGCCGCUGCUCAGAACAGAUUCGGCGCACGAAACAAGCCAGGAUUGCUUCGGGCCGGACGUCCUCAUCAGCGAGGAGGACGAAACCCGUUUUGCCCAACGUUUGCGUCCCAACAUUCCUCUUCCUCGUACUGACCUGCCACUUUAUAUGUCAUGGGAGGAAGAAGACAAGAUAGAAGCGCGCCUUGGACGCCUUCGCAUCACUUAUUACAAGGAUGUGAAGCCGGAGUGCGCACGUGAACGUGAGCUUAAGGAACCAGAAGAAUACACUGAUGCUGAACUUGGUGAGGAGUUGUACUUUAAGCGGUUAGAGGAGGAUGAAAGUUUUGAGUGGUUCGUCCAUCCUGAUGACACCUAUAAAGCUGGAUUGAAUGACUACCAACGGAUUGCCCCUCGUAAUUUUUGGAUUACAGAGUAUUUGCAUCUGGAUCGCAGGACCAAGGCUUGGUUAGAAUUGGAUACUAGAGCAUGGAGGCAAGCAUUGAGGAUUGCAACUGACUUUGCCCAUAUUACUGUUCGUUUAGCUGCUUUUGCUUAUAAUGUAAGAUAUCUUGUCUUUUGCUAA